UGCUGAAAAUCAAACAUGCUGUCUCCAGUGCAUACCAUCCCCAGACCAACGGACAGGUAAUAGUUGUCAAUGGCAUAACUGAAUUAAUGUAUUUAUGUAAUCUUGAGGGUGGAGGUUUUCCUGAUAAUAGAAAUUUAAUAGUUAAUGGGAAUCUUCCUAUGUGAUUAGUGCUCCACUAGAUACAGUCCCUACUUCCUCCUCUUUCAUCGACAUCCACGUCUGCCUGAGGUCAUGAAUGCCUGUCCCAUGGGAGAUGAUUUUGAAGUUGCUGACCCAGAAGAUGACAUUGACACCAGAGUCAAUAAGAUGAAACUUCUCAAUGAAACGGUUCUUGGCAACAUAGAGAGAGCACAGAAACAGCAACAGAAAUCAUUUCAAAAUCGCAAACGCAAAUUUGUGAAGGUAUGUUCCGUUCAGGCUGGAGAUGACGUUCUGAUCUCAGGGGACCCCAAGAAACGACGAACAGACACAUUUAAAAGUCGGCACCAAGGACCAUAUAAUGUGGCCAGCAUUUCUUCCAAAGGGGUGGCUACCAUUGUUAAAGGGUCAAGUGUCCAGAGGGUCAAUGUGUCAAGAUUGAGGACAUACUACAGAUCAAAAAAUAGACCAGCUGAGAGGAAGUUUCUCCAGGACCACUGUUACACCACUGCAACAUUUAAAAGGCAGAUAGAGCAUCCAUAUGCUUGUUCCGGUGCAAAGUGGGAGAAGGACUUGGGCCCUAUUCAAGAUGAACUGUUGAAGUAUGUGUUGGACAAAAAUAGGCCAUCACAAGAACUGAUCGUAAAGGAAGGCAAAAUUUGCCUCACACGAGAAGACUUCUGGAGCCUGGGUUUAAACCAGUGCAUGGAAUCUAAUAUUGGAAAUGCUUGCCUCAAGAUUGUGGAAGAAGCUGCACGAAGACAUGGAAAAAAUGUUCACAUUGUGGACCUCUAUGUUGUUCCCACCUGGAAAGACAAAGAUGUGGACCCAGUGCAUUGUUUGCCUACACAUUGCAGCCUUCAUUGCCCCGGGAUCCUGGACGGAAAAAACGGGAAGAGACCUUGGGUUUUUUCCUCAACAGCGUUCAGGGAUUUCCUGUGCUGUCUACAUGCUGAUGUAUGCUCUCAGUACCUGUACCUCGUGCCCAUUAACAUUCACUGAGAAGGAGGUGCCAAUGAUUCGUCAGUGGUGGUGCCUUCAGCUGAUGGAGAGGUUUUGCCUAGAAGGGUAUGACAGACUCUACAGAUAAAAUUUCAAUAUAUUUGCUGUAUUUAAUCUAGGACUGGACCUGAAUAUUCGAUUAUUAGCGAAUGUUUAGCCUCCUCCCUCCACAGCUUUGAAUAUUCUGUGUUGAUUGCUACCGAAUGCUUCAAAGCUCAAAAAAUGGUAUUCAGACCAGCCCUAAUUUAGUCACUGUUAGCAAAGUGAUACUAGAAAGGUGUUAUACAAAUAGAGUGCAUAUACAUUUUCAUUUUUU
Molecule: messenger RNA, 1456 nt
Organism: Megalobrama amblycephala (Wuchang bream)
Lineage: Eukaryota; Metazoa; Chordata; Actinopteri; Cypriniformes; Xenocyprididae
Exons: 10
Coding region: 232-1140 (302 amino acids)
Source: RefSeq, a predicted model, not a curated record